AUGGCACUUGACAACAGACUUUCUCUGGGAUACCAAUGGCGCUCGUCAAGAUGGUUCAUUAUCUCUUGCAUUGCCAUUGCGCUCUUUUCAGAGAAUUUUCUUUACAGCUACAUUGCUCCUAUCCUUCCUGCUAUGCUUGAGGAUCGGCUUCAUGUUGGCAAGUCGGAGACACAAGCCGCCACUGCUCUGGUGCUUUCUGUCCCUCCCUUCGUUUCCAUGGUAACUGGUCCGCUGGUCGGCCAUUUGGCCGAUAAAAUGCCAAAUCGGAAGAGCUCUCUACUUAUGUCACUAGGCGCAGAGAUGAUUGGGACAAUUGUAACCAUGAUAUCACCGUCUGUGCCAAUACUACUAGUCGGGCGCGGAAUUCAAGCGAUCGGCGGGAAUGCAGCAUGGAUCGUAGGGCUUGCUACCCUCGCCGAUACCGUGGGACAGGAAAAUACAGGAAAGACUCUGGGCACGAUUUCAUCGUUCUUUGCGUCAGGACUUCUUUUCGGUCCGAUAACCUCCGGUAUGCUGUUGCCAUUAGUUGGCUAUUGGAUUACCUGGAUGGUUGCUAUCUCCGUGCUUGUUGUUGAUAUGAUCAUGCGAGUUGUCAUGAUUGAGAACAAACAAAGCCGAGAAGUGUACGACAAAAAGAAUACAUUAAGUGUCGAAGUCCCAAACGAUAUCGAGGCAGUGCAAGCGAAUGAUCCGAAUGAGGUCAACGAGCAAACUGCGCUCCUUCAUGUUCCAUCCUCCGAGAAUGAGGAUGAAAAUUACAGCAAACCACAAUCAGACAUGGCCACAAAUUUCAAGCCAAUUUCAGUUCCGGAACUUACAACACCAUCCGAGAACUUUUACACAUUUAUCCUGACGAAUCCUCGCGCGCUCACUGCCCUAGCCUGUCAAUGGACAAUGGCAGUUAUUCUGCUCAGUUUGGAUACCACCCUACCUCUGCAUGCCACCAGGACAUUUGGUUGGGACACUGCUGGAGUCAGCUUGAUGUUCUUGAUUUUGCAGAUGCCCUCCCUGUUAUUGGCCCCCUCCCUCGGAAUGCUGAAGGACAGAGUUGGGACGAAAAUCCCAACCGGCUUUGGGUGCCUUGCCAUGGCGUUCUCUCUUUGGCUCUUGGGUGCAGCAGCGAAUGGGUCGCUGUUCUUUGCAAGUAUCGAGAACAAAGCCCAGACUAUCACGAUGGUAGCUCUCACUGGUAUUGGAAUCGCACGUACUUUUGUCAACGGCUCUGGGAUUAUGGAGAUUACAAACCUUAUGAAAGAUGUUCAACGAGAACAGCCUAAUCGUUUCGGGCCCAAUGGCAAGAUGUCUUCCGCUUAUUCACUGACCAAUUUUACUUGGAAUCUGGGGAUGCUUAUGGGGCCCGUUAUAUCAGGCUCUCUUACACGGACUGUAGGAUAUUACUAUAUGAAUAUGGUACUUGGUACGUUUAUCCCCCCAAGUUCAUCCUUUCCAGACGCUUCCUUACUGGAAACCGAGCUCCAUCGAGCAAGAGAUGUUGAUUUCUGA
This is a messenger RNA of Endocarpon pusillum Z07020, 1503 nucleotides long. RefSeq lists its product as uncharacterized. Gene Ontology annotation, biological process: transmembrane transport. The coding region runs from base 1 to 1503 and encodes 500 amino acids. The transcript has 4 exons. Gene Ontology annotation, molecular function: transmembrane transporter activity. The record is from RefSeq and is a predicted model, not a curated record. NCBI's taxonomy places the organism in Eukaryota, Fungi, Ascomycota, Eurotiomycetes, Verrucariales, Verrucariaceae.